Molecule: messenger RNA, 1636 nt
Organism: Drosophila albomicans
Lineage: Eukaryota; Metazoa; Arthropoda; Insecta; Diptera; Drosophilidae
Product: formin-1
Exons: 2
Coding region: 100-1506 (468 amino acids)
Source: RefSeq, a predicted model, not a curated record
GCUGCAGUUAUACAAAAGAUUUGACCGCGUUACCGUCAUCGUCAUCACCGUCAUCGUCAACGUCGGCGCGUGCGUUGAGUAUUCAUUCAAUACAUCGUUAUGAAAUUCGCAAUUGCAAUGUCGGCACUCGGGCUGCUUCUGCUUGUCGGCGCCCAGGGCACCACUAUAAUCAGCAUCAAGUAUCCGCCGCAGAGCAACGAUAAAACUGCGCUGGACCCACAGCCGGCACAGCAACCAGCGAAGCGGGAUCUUAGUCUAAGCUAUGCGGCCACCAAUAUUGAUUCCAAGGAGGGCACACGUGUGAAGACGAUCACAGUGAUCAAGAAUGUGGGCGGCGUGGGCGUGAGCGAUGUGGGAUCAUCGAGUGCGGCAACAAGCAACAGGCAAGUGAAGCUGGCCAUUAAUCCCGAGCUGCAUAAGAACGAGGAAUGGGCGAAUGCAUUUCGCGAUAACUUUGAAUCCUAUGGCGGGCUGCCCGAUGUGCCCGAUAUAGACGAUCUCUUUGACUUUGUCAAUCGCAAGCCGAGCGUAGAGCCCAAAAAGGAGACGGGCACUGUCAAGGACGCCAAGGAGAAGCCAACGGAAAGCACAACAAAGUCAGCGCCAGAACCAACAAAAAAGGCGACCAGCGAACAUGCCGAGGAUGCAGACGACAGUGACGAGGCCAUCGUAGAGAAGAUCAAGGGAGAUGCCGAACUAUUGCCGCACAUCAAGCAGGCCAACAUAUUGCGACUGCAGGCGCAGGAGUUAAGGCAAAAGCAGCAGCAGUUGCAACAGUUGCAGCUACAUCAGCAGCAGCAGCCAGAGCUGGAGCAGACAAAGCGUUCGCUGGUGAAUGUUAACUAUUCGACACCGAUGCAUACGGUAAGCCAAUUCUUUGAGAACUAUGUCCAAGUGCUGCCCAAUGGCUAUGACUACACAAAACCCGAACCGGAAGAGCCGCCGCAGCAGCAGCAGCAGCCGUGUGCUGUUCCCGUGCCGCCCAACAACAGCAUACAGGUGACAACGCCAUCGGGUCGCAGUUAUGACAUACCACAGAGCAACAGCAGCGGCAACAACGGCGGCAUCAAUCAUCCCUAUUUGGCUCCAGCGCUAGCGAAGCGCACACAGAUUCAACAACCAGCUGCUCCACAGCAACCGCAAUCGCCGCCAAGCUAUUCCACAGUCAACUCAAUUGUGCCGCCCAUUGUACAGGGUCAAAUUCCGUCGCAGCCGCCGUUGCCGCCUCAGCCUUUGCCACCGCAACCAUCACCUUCAAUAUCUGGAGCAGGCGCUGGCGGCGUCUCCACCAGUCAGCGUCCGUAUGUUGCGCCCAGCUUGCGCAACAAUGGUCUGGGCAUCAAUCGUGGGCCGCUGUCGACGCCGCAGCCGUCGUCUCUGCCACCGCAACCGUUGCCUGGCAAUAAUUUCAAUAAUAACAACGGUAAUGCUUUGCCUAGUUAUCGCUUAAAUGGUUUCGGCGGCAAUCGUCCGAAUAUAUUUCGAUCGCGCGGCUUAAAAUAUUGAUUACGUUUUAUAUAUGUAUAUUCUUACUUAUGACUAUUGCCUAAUUAUUAAGAAAGUCGUUUAUGUUAUGUUUGUAUUUAAUGUGUGUGGCGCAAGCGUGUUUUUCCUAAAUAUAUAACAAACAAUUCAA